AUGCAGCUUUACAGAUACAGCACCCCUGCCGCAAGGGCUGUCACCGCGUCGAGGCGGCCUCUGCGGACGCGCCGCGUCGCCCGCUGCUCCUCGGAACGAUGCCCUCCAGGACGAUGCCCUCCGGCAAGCGUGACGACUGGCAGCGGACAGAGGAGGCUCAUGGCGACGGAAACACUGAGCAUACGGCGAGGACCAAGUGAGCCUGCGCUGCAUCGGGGGACCAUCCCUGAGCACUUCGCCUCGACCGUCUCCCGCUACGGCGAUCGCCUCGCCGUCAUCGCGCGAGACCCUUUGUCCGCCUCGUCGUCGGCCGUCGCCACGGAGACGGCUCUGACCUUCCACGCCCUCGAUCUUCUCUCCAACCGCCUCGCCUCGUCGCUGGCCUCGCUCGGCGUAAGCAAGGGCGACCGCGUCGCCGUCUCUCUCGGGAACGGGACCGAGUUCGCCGCCCUCACCUACGCCGUCUUCAAGCUCGGCGCCGUCCUCGUGCCCCUCAACCCCAGCUUCAACGCCCAGCAGGUCGGCGCCGCUCUCUGCCAUCUCGGCGUCGAGGUCCUCGUCAUCGGCGCCGUGACCGACCUCGCGUACAAGCCGGGCCAGGGCCGUGGCAACGAGGAGCUGCUCACCAAAGUCGCCGGCGACCUUAGAGGGACCAGAAUUCAGAGCGAGGCUGUGCCGACGCUCAGGGAAGUCGUCGUCGUCAACAACCGGAACCAUCACCCGCUCGUCGAUUUCAAGCUCGAGGAAUGCCGCGCCCUGCGGCCCUACGGCACUCUCCUCGACGGCUCCGACGGAUCCGUCACGCCGAGCGAGCCGCUCCAUCCAUCCGACACCAUCAACAUCCAGUUCACCUCCGGCACCACCUCGGCUCCCAAGGCUGCCAUGCUCGCCCACACGUCGAUCCUCAACAACGGUGCCCUCAUCGCCCACCGCAUGGGACUCGACCCCUCGGACCGCAUCGUCGUCCCCCCUCCGCUCUUCCACUGCUUCGGCUCCGUGCUCGGAUACAUGGCCACGGCAACGACGGGCGCCGCCAUCCUCUUCCCCAGCCCGGCCUUCGACCCCGGCGCCACCCUCAAGAUGUGCGUCGACCACGACGCGACCGGCCUGUACGGCGUCAGCACCAUGCUCGUCGCCGUCAUCGAGGCGCUGGACCGCGGCGUCGUCGCCACGGCGCCCGCUUCCUUGAGGAAGGGCAUCGUCGCCGGCAGCAGCGUGCCCGAGUCGCUCAUGAAGCACAUCUACCAGCGCCUCGGGCUCCAGGACCUCGUCAUCUGCUACGGCAUGACCGAGACGAGCCCCGUCAACUGCAUGACAACGCCCUCGGACCCCUUCGUCCAGCGCACCUCGUCCGUCGGCCGGCCCAUGCCGCACACGACGGUCAAGAUCGUCUCUCCCACGGACCGCUCCCAGGUCCUGCCCAUCAACACGCGCGGCGAGCUCGCCGCCGCGGGCUACCUCGUCAUGAAGGGCUACCACGGCGACCCGGCGCGCACCGCCGAGGUGCGCGUCGAGGAGCCCGACGCCGACGGCAGCGGCCGCUCCACCGUCUGGAUGUACUCGGGCGACGAGGCCGAGAUGGACGCCGACGGCUACGUCACCAUCACCGGCCGCAUCAAGGACCUCAUCAUCCGCGCCGGCGAGAACAUCCACCCGCUCGAGGUCGAGAACUGCCUCUUCCAGCUCCCCGGCGUCCAGGAGGUGUCGGUCGUCGGCGUCCCCGACGAGCGCCUCGGCGAGAGCGUCGCCGCCUUUGUCAUUCCCCGCCGCGGCUGGUCCGUCGACGCCGACGGCACCCGGCCGGCUCCCCGCUCCUCGGCCGCCGAAGUGGAAGCCAAGGGCCAGACGCUCACCAGGGACGACGUGCGCGCCUGGGUGCGCGACAAGCUCUCGAGUCAUCUCGUGCCCAAGCACGUCUUCUGGGUGGACGAGUACCCCAAGACGGCGAGCGGCAAGAUUCAAAAGUUCAAGCUGCGCAGCAUGGCGACGGAGGCGCUCGGGGGGGCUUGA
Messenger RNA from Drechmeria coniospora, 2010 nucleotides. RefSeq lists its product as uncharacterized. Lineage: Eukaryota; Fungi; Ascomycota; Sordariomycetes; Hypocreales; Ophiocordycipitaceae. Gene Ontology annotation, biological process: fatty acid metabolic process. Bases 1 to 2010 code for a protein of 669 amino acids. Gene Ontology annotation, molecular function: medium-chain fatty acid-CoA ligase activity. The record is from RefSeq and is a predicted model, not a curated record. The transcript has 2 exons.